AUGGUCUUUUGGUCUGAACCAGAUCUGGAUCAAAUCACGGAUGAGUUUCUGAUGUUGAUGCUUGAUCGUAGGGAAUUCAUUGAUAGGUGGACAAUGUCUGUGGAAAUGGAAGUGGCACAAUCACAGACAAGAGUGGUCGAUUCUAUCCCUGCAACUCCUCCCAUUACGGAUGUUCCGAAGCGCGAGGAUCCGUUAUUGUCGUCAUUUGAGGAGCUCAUGCAUGCAGUAGACGCUUCAUCGCAGACCUUUUUAUCAUCGGCGGACUUCACUAUCUGUCAUUGCGAGCCUGAGCAUAAUCGAGAUGCUUCCUUACUCUUUGCCGCACGACUUCAGAUUGAUAGGAUUGCCUCAAGGAAAGCUGAUAGCAAACGGCUUGGGACUACAGCAAGACGUUUGUUGCAAUUAGUGCGGUUAUUCAUAACCAGAAUUUCUUCAGCAUUCCAAAUAUCAAAUACCUCCGCAUUUGCUACAUCGUUAUGUGAUAUGCUGUAUACUUUCUGCGAUUGUGCCUCUCACACCGUCCUCUCAACUGAACAAAGUGCUGUUUCGGAGUUACGACGUGCCGUUGAUGAUUUUAAUGAAAUCGUUGUCGAAAAAUUGUCAAAGGCUGCUUUCGAAGCUCAGUGCGCACGGCGAAAUGCAGCAAAACCUGCCCGUCAGCAAUAUUUCAGUCCUCAACCUGCACGCUUACGGCGGCCACUUGUUCAAAUUCAACAACGGAGCCCUGGGUAUUUACUACCUCCUGAUUUAUUGAAGAAGCGUCAAAAACUCACCCGGACCCGCAGUGUUCCAUCAAUACGACCGAUAAUUUCAUCUGGUGCUGCCUUUUCUGCUAAAGGUACCACUUCUCAGCCAUCGACUCAGCAAGAUACUGUUGGAGAGAGAAAAACUGGUGCUUCAGUGAAGGUCAAGCCGGUUCCAAAUAAGUCCGAAGCUACCAGCGAUAGAGACCAAAAUGAAUUAGCUAUACGUCUUGCUCGGAAAAUAAGCAGAGAAUGGACAUUGGGAUGCUCGGGAUUUGAACUUCUAGAGCCGUCUGGGAGAAGAGGAGCACUGGAGCUCUGGCAAUGA
Messenger RNA from Haemonchus placei, 1071 nucleotides. The record is from the annotation of a GenBank genome assembly. Lineage: Eukaryota; Metazoa; Nematoda; Chromadorea; Rhabditida; Trichostrongylidae.